ACUGAAAACCUAAUUCAAUUGUUGAUAAAUUGCUAUACUGAUUAAUAGUAACAAUUUAGUCUAACUAAUCAAAAUGUCCACUCAAAUUUUCCUGGUUUUGUCCGCAGUUUUCGUGCUGUUUACAAUUAACUCAUCCAUAACUUAUGGAGCUCCAUCAAGUCCAGUUUACACUUACAAUGUAACCGUUAAAACUUCCUCAGCCAAGUUCGAUGACCACAAUGGUAAACUGAAAAUGUCGAUCAUGUACAGAAAUGGAACUAAAAGUAACCAAGAAGAUAUUCUAUUAACUCCAGAUGAUAUUAACAUUGCUCGAGAUCGUACUUAUAACUCAACGAUCGCUUCUUUCGCUCCAUUGGCAAAUAUUACCUCAGUUUACCUUCGAUGGACUUUAAAAUCACCUUACAAUCCAAAAUACGUCUUCUCGAAGCCUUCGAUUUAUUUUGAUCCAAUUGCCAUUUCUUACAAAUUUUUCGAUCCUAAUUUACAUUCGACCGUCAUCCAAAGUCGACGAUUCUGUCCACCAACAUCACCAGUGGCAAUUAAACACUCAGAUGGAGCAAAUUUCUUCCCCUGUGCAUGAUCAAUGACAAUUUCACUUGGUUAACACGACGAAAUCAUAGCUAAUAAUUCAAAUGAACGAUUACUGAAUAAAGAAUCAAAUUGAUUAUGUAAUUGCAA
Molecule: messenger RNA, 678 nt
Organism: Panonychus citri (citrus red mite)
Lineage: Eukaryota; Metazoa; Arthropoda; Arachnida; Trombidiformes; Tetranychidae
Exons: 4
Coding region: 74-580 (168 amino acids)
Molecular function (GO): protein binding
Source: RefSeq, a predicted model, not a curated record